AUGAAUAUUGCUCAGAUUCUCUUCUUCGCGUCCCUUCUGCUUCCGUUUCACGCAUCGGCGUCGGAACAUCAUAUUUCGAACGCCGGCGACGGAGACACCAUCGUGUUCACCACUCUAGGACGAUCGCACUACGAAUUCGACAUAUUCUCCCUCUCCACGACCCGUCCGCCGUCGAUUUCCGGCGAGCUUCGGAUCACAGAUGGAGAAUCGGUAAAUUUCAACGGCUAUUUUCCGUCUCCUUCUCCGGCGCUAAUCUCUCUCCUUCCCGACGAAACCCUAAUCCAACUGGAAGAUUCGUCUCCUCUGCAUCUCAUCUACGUCACCGAGAGAAACGGUACUUCUAGCAUCUACUACGAUCUAGUUUCCGGCGGUGAUUCCGAUUCCGAAAGUAAUCGACGAUCGAUGUUAGAGGCACCGUCUCGAGUCCAAAUUCCGUUGUUAUCAUCUCAUCGGAGUGGCACGACGGUAAAUUCGUUUAAAGAUAAGCCUAGUUUGAGUGGUGAGUUUCUCGUAUACGUGUCGACACACGAGAAUUCAGGUGAGCCGAGGACGAGUUGGACCGCCGUUUACUCUACCGAGUUGGGAACCGGGUUGACCCGGCGGUUGACGCCGAGUGGAAUCGCCGAUUACAGUCCCGCGGUGUCGCCUUCUGGUAACUGGACUGCGGUGGCUUCGUACGGUGAGAGAGGAUGGACUGGGGAAGUUGAAGAGCUUAGUACGGACAUAUAUGUAUUCUCGACUCGUGAUGGGACUCACCGAGUCAAGGUGGUGGAGCACGGUGGUUGGCCGUGUUGGGUCGAUGACUCGACUCUUUAUUUCCACAGAAGAAGCGAGGACGGUUGGAUCAGUGUGUACCGAGCGAUCUUACCUGAAAACGGACCGUUGGGUACAGAGUCAGUGACAAUUCAGCGAGUCACACCACCGGGAGUUCACGCUUUCACACCGGCCACGUCACCAAAUAACCACGGCUUUAUAGCGGUGGCGACGAGGAGACCAGGCAGUGAUUACCGCCACGUGGAGCUGUUUGAUCUCAAGAGGAACGAGUUUCUCGAGUUGACUCGUUUGGUUGCGCCGGAUAGUCAUCAUUUUAACCCGUUUAUUAACCCUGAUUCGUCUCGAGUCGGAUACCAUAGUUGUAGAGGCAAAGGUAAUGGAAGGAGAAGUCCUCUGCUUUUCCUCGAGAAUAUUCAGACCACUACGACUGAUCUCUCUCUCUUUAGAAUCGAUGGUUCGUUUCCUUCUUUCUCACCCGCGGGUGACCGAAUCGCGUACGUGGAAAUGCCUGGUGUUUAUGUGGUGAAGCCGGAUGGUUCGGACCGGCGUGAAGUGUACACGGGAAUGGCGUUUUCAACAGCUUGGGAUCCGGUUCGACCAGGAACCGUGUACUCUAGCUCAGGUCCAACGUUCGCUACAGAGAGAACAGAGGUUGAUAUCAUUUCCAUUGAUGUCGAUGCAGCGGACACGUUAUCGUCGGUUAGAAGGCUAACGACAGACGGGAAGAACAAUGCUUUCCCUUGGCCAUCUCCGGAUGGGAAGCGGAUCGUGUUUCGUUCGGGUCGGUCUGGUCACAAAAACCUCUACUUAAUGGAUGCUGAGAAAGGCGAAACCGGUGGUUUAUGGAGGCUAACCGAAGGUGCGUGGACCGACACGAUGUGUACCUGGUCACCAGAUGGCGAAUGGAUCGCGUUUGCAUCCGACCGUGAAAACCCUGGCUCGGGUAGCUUUGAGCUGUUCUUGAUCCACCCGAAUGGAACAGGGUUAAGAAAGCUGAUCCAAAGCGGUUCGGGUGGUAGAACUAACCAUCCGAUCUUUAGCCCGGACAGUAAAACAAUUGCCUUCACAUCUGAUUACGCUGGGAUCUCAGCGGAACCGAUCUCGAAUCCGCAUCAUUACCAGCCAUAUGGCGAUAUCUUCACGGUGAAACUAGAUGGCUCUAAUUUGAGGAGACUGACGCAUAACUCUUAUGAAGAUGGGACUCCGGCAUGGGCUCCUCGGUUCAUAAGCCCCAGUGAUGUUGUGUUACGCAGGAAGAAUGAUUCGAGCUGCUCGUUCGAUGAUUGUCACUGGCUCAAUAAGAACCCAACACUAAAAGGCCCAAAAAUCUCAUGUUAA
Molecule: messenger RNA, 2112 nt
Organism: Arabis nemorensis
Lineage: Eukaryota; Viridiplantae; Streptophyta; Magnoliopsida; Brassicales; Brassicaceae
Source: the annotation of a GenBank genome assembly